AUGUCUAAAGAGGUUAAUGUGUGUAAAUGUCAUGUAAAAUGUGUUCCAUCUUAAUUGGAUUGCGUGACUGACUCUGAAGCAUUGGUGUCAUUUACUGUUUAUUUUUUGGGGGUGUGUGGAUGAGUUGAAGUGCUCUUUUGAGUGUAUUGGAGGCUAUUAAAGCUAUCUGUUUUUAAAGCAUUGUGUUGUGUACCUUGCAGGUCGUCAAAAGGAUAUUCUACAAUGUCAACAGGUCAUGGACAGGCAGGAUCAGCUGUUCAGAGCUCAGGAAAAGCAGCUUUCUCCAAGUAGGAAGGAAGAUCUGAGGUGGAAUGGAUAAUUUGUCCCAUCAACAGUAGUGCUGUAAGUCAGAUGAGGAUGGACCCACCCUCAGUUUGGAGUCUGGUUCCUCCCAUGGUUUCUUCCCAUCAAGGGAGGUUUUCCUCGUCACUGUAUAGUGAAAAGUGCUAAAUAAGUCACCAUUAAUUGAUUGGUUAAUUGAUUGUUUGGCUGGUUGGUUGACUGGCUAGUUGGUUGAUGAAUUGAUUGGUCCAACAGAACGUGUCCCUGCUAGAGCAGGAGGAGGACGUGAACCAGCUGACAGAGUUCUUCUCGUAUGAACAUUUCUAUGUCAUCUACUGCAAGUUCUCGGAGCUCGACAAAGACCAUGACCUCUACAUAGACCAGAGAGACCUGGCUCGACACAACGACCAAGGUACGCGCGCACGAGCAGACAUACACACAAAGAAUGACCAAGGCACCCCUCAAGUCCAAGUGGAGUCCAAGUGCUUUCGCUCAAGCCACACACACCCCUCCAUAUCUUCCUGGUUGUGAAAGAAAUGGGAUCGAAGAUCAAUUGGAGCAAUAGGCGUAACUUCUCCACCCACUCCCCUAAUUAAUAUCCUGGUUGAAUUGAAUGACGUCAUGUCUGGCUCCAUUUACUAGUCCUGUAGAUCUCCCCUACAAGCAGAAAUUACUGUAUUUAUGGUAUGGAAAUCAUUCACUUUACUUCCCAAUGAGCUCGAUUUAUGUCGUGUGACUGUGGAUCAUGUCUCCUCUAAAGUCUAUGGCAUUUUUUCACUACCUUGACAUUUUGGCUUCUAUAGGCAUUUCUGUAAUAGGCACCAUCAAGUAUUUUAUGUCUAUGGAUUCAGCACACUGUCAGCUACAAUAAAUAUAAUGUCAACAACAAAAAAACAUUGAGACACUUAUAUGAGUGAUAAUGUGCCAUGAAGGCUAAAAAAUAUGUAAAAAAGCAUGUUGAUUGUGGUUCUUCCAGGUCUUGAGAAUAACUGUACCAGUGUUUGGGGGCACAAAUAUCAAUGAAACAAGCAACUAUUUGGGACUACUGCCCACAUCCGUUUUCAACAGAACAUAAGCCCAAUCACACAGAAUGCCCAUGUCUGUCCUUCACAUGUUUUGCCACAGGUGAAUGCCAUUCCGAAUUUCACAGAGGGUCACCCCAGUGAUCCCACACUCAUUGGUGGGACUAGUUCCUCAUCUACUGGCCUACAUGUGCAUUGCACCUUAGGGAAAUACUUAAGCAAUAAGGCCCGAGGAAGUGUGGUAUAUGGCCAAUAUACCAUGGCUAAGGGCUGUUCUUAAGCAUGACGCAACUCGAAGUGCCUGGAUACAGCCAUUAGCCAUGGAAUAUUGGCCAUAUACCACAAACCCCCGAGGUGCCUUAAUGCUAUUAUAAACAGGUUACCAAUGUAAUUAGAACAGUAAAAAAUAUUUGUUUUUGUCAGACCAGUGGUAUACGGUCUGAUAUACCACAGCUUUCAGCCAAUCACCAUUCAGGGAUCAAACCACCCAUUUAAUAAUACUGUGUGGAUGUAUGUAUGUGCAAUUGAAUACAUUUUAUAAUAAGGCUGUAAUGUAACAAAAUGUGGAAAAUGUCAAGGGGUCUGAAUACUUUCCGAAUGCACUGUAUGUAUGUAUGUAUGUAUGUAUGUAUGUAUGUAUGUAUGUAUGUAUGUAUGUAUGUAUGUAUGUAUGUAUGUAUGUAUGUAUGUAUGUAUGUAUGUAUGUAUGUAUGUAUGUAUGUAUGUAUGUAUGUAUGUAUGUAUGUACAGUGCAUUUGGAAAGUAUUCAGCCCCCUUGACUUUUUCCACAUUUUGUUACAUUACAGCCUUAUUGUAAGGGAUCGGGGGUUGGCUGGAUCUAGACAGAGUCUGACACUUCCCCGAUCUACAGAGAGGGGGAGUCAUCAGACUCGAUCUGGUUCACCUGAGUUCUGAGCACACCUGUCAGUAAUUAGUGUAGGAUUUAAGGUGUGCUCAGAAGCUCAGUCGGCGCAAGGUAUUGUUCCUUUGUGACUUGCUAAGCGUUUUGUUCCGAGAGAGAGAGAGAGUUUGUUGUUUUUGAUUACCCGUGUAUCCGACCUGUGCCUUGUUGUUUGACUCCCCGAAUUGCUUAAUCCUCUGCUUGUCUACCCCAGUGAUUACCGUCCUCUGAUCCUGUGCCUGUGCCCUCGACUACGACUAAGCCCGCUCCAUUGGUACCUCUGCCUGUCUAUGCCUGGCCCGGUUUUGACCACAGCCCGCCCGACCACGAUUAAGCUAUUCCCUUGUCUGUACUCUAAUAAAGCAUCGCUAUUCUGCGAUUGGAUCUUACCACUCUGUCCGAGUAUUCAUUACACUUAUUAUAAAAUGGAUUUCAUUUUUUUCCAGUCAUCUACACACAAUACCCCAUACUGAACAGGUUUUUAGAAAUAUUUGCAAAUGUAUUAAAAAUAAAAAAUAUACCUUAUUUACAUAAGUAUUCAGACAGUUUGCUUUGCGACUCGAAAUUCAGCUCGGGUGCAUCCUGUUUCCAUUGAUCAUCCUUGAGAUGCCAAACUGAGCAAUCGGGGGAGAAGGGCCUUGGUCAGGGAGGUGACCAAGAACCCGAUGGUCACUCUGACAGAGCUCCAGAGUUCCUCUGUGGAGAUGGGAGAACCUUCCAGAAGGACAACCAUCUCUGCAGCACUCCACCAAUUUAGGUCUUCAUGGUAAAGUGGCCAGACGGAAGCCACUCCUCAGUAAAAGGCACAUGACAGCCCGCUUGGAAUUUGCCAAAAGGCACCUAAAUGACUCUCAGACCAUGAGAAACAAGAUUCUCUGGUCUGAUGAAACCAAGAUUGAACUCUUUGGCCUGAAUGCCAAGCGCCACGUCUGAAGUAAACCUGGCACCAUCCCUACGGUGAAGCACGGUGGUGGCAGCAUCAUGCUGUGGGGAUGUUUUUCAGCGGUAAGGACUGGGAGACUCGGGAUCGAGGGAAAGAUAAACAGAGCAAAGUACAGAGAGAUCCUUGAUGAAAACCUGCUCCAGAGCACUCAGGACCUCAGACUGGGGCGAAGGUUCACAUUCCAACAGGACAACGACCCUAAGCACACAGCCAAGACAACGCAGGAGUGGCUUCGGGACAAGUCUCUGAAUGUCCUUGAGUGGCCUUGCCAGAGCCCGGACUUGAACUCGAUCUAACAUCUCUGAAGAGACCUGAAAAUAGCUGUGCAGCGACGCUCCACAUCCAACCCGACAGAGCUUGAGAGGAUCUGCAGAGAAGAAUGGGAGAAACACACCAAAUACAGGUGUGCCAAGCUUGUAGCGUCAUACUCAAGAAGACUCAAGGCUGUAAUCGCUGCCAAAGGUGCUUCAACAAAGUACUGAGUAAAGGGUCUGAAUACUUAUGUAAAUGUUUUAUUUCAGUUUUAUUUGUCUAAAAACCUGUUUUUGCUUUGUCAUUAUGUGGUAUUGUGUGUAGACUGAAUAGGCUGUAAUGUAACAAAAUGUGGAAAAAGUCAAGGGGUCUGAAUACUUUCCGAAUGCACUGUAUGUAUAUAUAUUAACAAAAAACUACAUUUUAAGUGAGAAUAGGCAUUGGUCUGAAGCCGAAAAAUAAAGCAAAUUCACAUGAGCACCAUAAUGCCUAUUCCACCCAUGCUCUACCAAGGUUUUCCAGUACACAGCUUUGACCUACUACAGUAGCUGUGUUGGUAUUGUACUUCAAACUAUGUGUAGGCAGGUUGCUUGGGAUCCAAACCUUCUUAAACAGUCUAAUUCAUGUGAUUUGUACCGCAUGCAAGGUAAAGUAUUGGAUUCUUCACACACCACAGUAAGACAUUAUCCCGUUACGCUACAUUUUCAUGCUUUUUUUAUUAAAUGAAUGCAAGCUUUGCUUUCAUACUUACAAGGCCAUUAGGCUUGUUUGAGCAGUUUUGUUUUGUAAUAAUGUGGUGCAUGGACUUGGUAUUUUACCAAAUAAGGCAAUAUUCUGUAUACCACCCCUACCUUGUCACAACACAUAAUCUCAAAUCUCAAAUAUAUUUUGAUUUGUUUAACACUUUUUUUGUUACUACAUGAUUCCAUAUGUGUUAUUUCAUAGUGCUAUGUCUUCACUAUUAUUCUACAUUGAAUGAGUAGGUGUGUCCAAACUUUUGACUGGUAGUGUAUAUAUGCAGAGUUUGUUGUAUAUGAAAUGUCAAUGAAAUGGAAAAAAAGGGUCCUGUACCAUCUCUUAGUCUUGCGGUACACAGAGUAAUACUGUAGUGUCCAUCCACCUGGUAAAGAGGAGGUUGCCAUAUCUGAUCCACCUCAGUGGGGUGGUUGGUUGGUCUGGCUCAUCUUAUCUUCUUGUCUAAAAUAAAAUUAGUUUUACAUGUACAUUUUUUUGCCAUAUUUAAAAGCAGAAAAUCCUUCAUUACCAACAUUCAUACUUUUCCCCCACUAAAUUAUCUACCCUUCCCCAUUUAGCUCAGUGGAGGUGUGUAAGGGGAGAAUUUUAAAGCCUGCCCUGUGCUAUUGUUAUGUUGUAGUGGUAGGGGGUUGGGGAAAGUUAUGUGCUGUGAAAAUAUUACAUUGUUUAUUUUCUGUGCUAUAGCCUAUCAUGAUGUAGUCUAUUUCAAUAGAACAUAAACCCUGUAUCACCAAAUGUGUAUAUUUUCAUUACAUUAAAUAAUAACGGCAUAUCCAGUAAUGUUAUUUUAGACUUCGCUACUCCCGUAUCGUAUCAACAAAGUAAAUAGACAGCGACUUUCCCAUUACGCUAUCAAAACAGUAAAAUAAUAAAAUGCCUUGGACGUUACCGUUAUCAACACAGUAAACAGUAAAUGUUUUCUAAUAAACCAAAUAGGAAAUCAUCUCCCAGAUAUCACUAUUUCUAAAACAAGCCAUAGAACGUUGGUUGAAAUUUCAAUUUAAUGCUCCAGAAACGACAGAACAAAUAAUGCAACAAAUAUUGUGGUUAAACUCAAAUAUACUAAUUGACAGAAAAACUUUUAAAAAGGUAUAAUAAAGGUAUAAUCUUCGUAAAUUAUAUCAUCGGUAGGACUGAUGGAGUUAUGUCGCACGUGCAGCUAACAAAAACAUAUGGAAAUGUCUGCUCUACCCAAAAUUACAACCAAAUAAUUGCAGCCUUACCGCAAAAAUGGAAGAGGAAAGUGGAAGGAGGAGAAAGUAAGGCACUUGUCUGUCGGCCUUGCAUUAAAGAACAUAAUUGGUUAAGGAAAACUGUGAUAAAUAAAAAGGUAUAUCAGUUUCAUUUAAGGACCAAAGGAUUGACAGCCGUCCCAUAUAGAUUGCAAAAUAGUUGGGAAGAGAUUUUCGACGUACCGAUCCCAUGGCAUAGUGUUUAUGAACUGAUACGCAAAACAACACCGGAUUCAAAACUUAGAAUCUUUCAAAUUAAAUUAUUAUAUAAAAUUCUUGCUACCAAUAUAAUGUUAUUUAUAUGGGGGAUACAAUCUCCCAGCUCUGCAGAUUUUGCUGCGAAGAGACAGAAUCAUUAGAUCAUUUGUUUUGGUACUGUCCAUUUGUAGCUUGUUUUUGGACACAGUUCCAGGAAUGGCUAAAGGAUUGCAAUAUUUACCUGGAGCUAACCCUGCAGAUAGCAUUACUGGGUGAUCUGAAAAGUCAUAGUCAAUCGAUCAAUAACAUAAUAAUACUAUUAGCAAAAAUGUUUAUUUUCAAUUCACAAUCUGUAGAAACAAUGAGAAUAGAAAGGUUCAGAACUUUUGUAAGACAUCACAGUACAGUUGAAAUAUAUAUGGCAAAUAGAAAUCCUAUAUGGAUGGUGUUAAAAGAUAGAUGGGAGGUGUUGAAUGGAAUUGAAGGAUGGGACUAAUAACAACUAACAACAAACAAUAACAAGAUAACUAAUAAUGUCGGCACGCUGUGUCCAUAAUAAGUGUAUUAGUUGUAGGUUGGGAGCUUUUGUGAAGGAGCACAGUUAGAAAGAUAUGGCAUAUACAGUGGGGAGAAAAAGUAUUUUAUACACUGCCGAUUUUGCAGUAGAGGCAUGUAGAGGUCUGUAAUUUUUAUCAUAGGUACACUUCAACUGUGAGAGACGGAAUCUAAAACAAAAAUCCAGAAAAUCACAUUGUAUGAUUUUUAAGUAAUUAAUUUGCAUUUUAUUGUAUGACAUAAGUAUUUGAUCACCUACCAACCAGUAAGAAUUCCGGCUCUCACAGACCUGUUCGUUUUUCUUUAAGAAGCCCUCCUGUUCUCCACUCAUUACCUGUAUUAACUGCACCUGUUUGAACUCGUUACCUCUAUAAAAGACACCGGUCCACACACUCAAUCAAACAGACUCCAACCUCUCCACAAUGGCCAAGACCAGAGAGCUGUGUAAGGACAUCAGGGAUAAAAUUGUAGACCUGCACAAGGCUGGGAUGGGCUACAGGACAAUAGGCAAGCAGCUUGGUGAGAAGGCAACAACUGUUGGCGCAAUUAUUAGAAAAUGGAAGAAGCUCAAGAUGACGGUCAAUCACCCUUGGUCUGGGGCUCCAUGCAAGAUAUCACCUCGUGGGGCAUCAAUGAUCAUGAGGAAGGUGAGGGAUCAGCCCAGAACUACACGGCAGGACCUGGUCAAUGACCUGCAGAGAGCUGGGACCACAGUCUCAAACAAAACCAUUAGUAACACACUACGCCGUCAUGGAUUAAAAUCCUGCAGCGCAUGCAUGGUCCCCCUGCUCAAGCCAGCGCAUGUCCAGGCCCGUCUGAAGUUUGCCAAUGACCAUCUGGAUGAUCCAGAGGAGGAAUGGGAGAAGGUCAUGUGGUCUAAUGAGACAAAAAUAUAGCUUUUUGGUCUAAACUCCAUUCGCCGUGUUUGGAGGAAGAAGAAGGAUGAGUACAACCCCAAGAACACCAUCCCAACCGUGAAGCAUGGAGGUGGAAAGGGGACAGGACGACUGCACUGUAUUGAGGGGAGGAUGGAUGGGGCCAUGUAUCGCGAGAUCUUGGCCAACAACCUCCUUCCCUCAGUAAGAGCAUUGAAGAUGGAUCGUGGCUGGGUCUUCCAGCAUGACAACGACCCAAAACACACAGCCAGGGCAACUAAGGUGUGGCUCCGUAAGAAGCAUCUCAAGGUCCUGGAGUGGCCUAGCCAGUCUCCAGACCUGAACCCAAUAGAAAAUCUUUGCAGUGAGCUGAAAGUCCGUGUUGCCCAGCGACAGCCCCGAAACCUGAAGGAUCUGGAGAAGGUCUGUAUGGAGGAGUGGGCCAAAAUCCCUGCUGCAGUGUGUGCAAACCUGGUCAAGACCUACAGGAAACGUAUGAUCUCUGUAAUUGCAAACAAAGGUUUCUGUACCAAAUAUUAAGUUCUGCUUUUCUGAUGUAUCAAAUACUUAUGUCAUGCAAUAAAAUGCAAAUUAAUUACUUAAAAAUCAUACAAUGUGAUUUUCUAGAUUUUUGUUUUAGAUUCCGUCUCUCACAGUUGAAGUGUACCUAUGAUACAAAUUACAGACCUCUACAUGCUUUGUAAGUAGGAAAACCUGCAAAAUCGGCAGUGUAUCAAAUACUUGUUCUCCCCACUGUAUAUGUAUAUGUAUAUGUAUGUAUGUGUGUAUGUAUGAAUAUAUAUAUAUAUAUAUAAACAAACAUGGGGGAUUGGAAGUGAUGCAGACAAUUACAUUGAUGGAAGUGACAAUCUAUCUGCAAUAUUAAGCUGAUCUACCCCCCCAAAAAAAUAUUUUAAAAAUGUAAUAAUAUUAAUAAAAAAAUAUAAUAAUAAAAAUAGACAAUGUGUUAUCACACAGAAUAUAUUUCCAAAGAAUAUCACAGUCUGUAUAUAUCGAGAUAAGAUUGACUACCAUCCAUUGAUGUGUCCAGGGAAAUCCAGAUAAGCUGGAAGUUUGCCAUCACCUUACGUAUAACUAGACAAGCCAUAUACCGUGUUAUUCAGCAGAAUGUCAGCUUUCAUUAAAAAAAUAUAUAUGUUUACCAUUCAGAUUUUAUUAAUAUAAACUAUGCAUGUUUGGCGCACGGGUGCGUCAAUCGACUUCAGGGGUUUCUAGAAUGAAGACCAUGUACAGUAACUCACAUCACAUUAUCUUACUAAGGUUGUAAAAGUUAUUUAUCUUGUAUGUUUUCCAGCCAUCUCCCACAAAAUGAUUGAAAUAAUAUUUUCUGGGACAGUUACCAGGUAAGAAACAUGGACUAAAGUGUUUUGUUUUUUCACUACUUUCACUGAGUUGAGGUUGGCUUGAGCCCUCUGUGUGUUUCUUCUAAUAUUGUAUCUACUUUUGUCUAAAGCUCUGUGUAAAUAUUGCUAUUUGCUAGAUAUGGCAAAUAAAGCUUGAUUAAAUUGAAAUAGAACUGAAUGUGAAGUAAGAGAGUGGUGUUUGAGUGUCCUUACCUCUCCUUCCAAGGAUAAACGUCUACUUAAAGAUGGCAGACUGAGCUACGCUGACUUUGUCUGGUUCCUCUGGUUCCUGACACCAGGUACUAUACACAUGAACACCAGUUUCACAUUGGAACCGUCUCAUAUAAAAAAUAUUGCUUUUGUAUAGAAUUUUUGUAACAGUCUCUUUUCCUGUAUAGAGUAGUAAUUUGUGUGUUGGUGUCACCACUGGUGUAUUUAACCCAUCACUCUUUCUCUCUCCCUCCACAGUAUAGAAUACUGGUUCAGGUGUAUGGACCUGGAUGGGGACGGUGUGUUGUCUAUGUAUGAGCUGGAGUAUUUCUAUGAGGAGCAGUGUGUGAAGCUGGAGACCAUGGCAAUCGAGCCCCUGCCCUUCGAGGACUGUCUCUGUCAGAUGCUGGAUCUCGUCAAGCCGGAGGUCGAAGGUCAGACACCUUAAACAGACAUGAACAACUUGUUCCGUAGUGACAAAGGAGAUUAGGGUUUUAUUUUAUUUAUUUGACAGCACAGUCAGAAAUUAGACCGACAAAGAUACAUGUAGAGGGACAGACGGAUGAGAAUGGCUGAGACAGGAUUCAUUGUCAUGUUGUCAGGGGUAAACGUGGUCCGAAAAUAAAUGCUAGCCCACAGUUUGAUGCUACUAGUAGCUGUUAGUUCCAGUGCAAAGAAUUUUUAGACCAAAGCUAAUUUCCUAACGCCUACUCAGGUAAAAAAAUACAUGUCACAAUCGAACAUAUUUGUGGUCUGUUUGAUUUAGUUUGGGACUAAAAUGGCUCUACAAUAUUGGUUCCAAUAUACCAGGUAAACUAAAUCAAGCUCAGCUCAGGUAAUUUACAUGUUUAUUUGACCUACAGUGGCUUGCGAAAGUAUUCACCCCCCUUGGCAUUUUUCCUAUUUUGUUGCCUUACAACCUGGAAUUAAAAUGGAUUUUUGGGGGGGUUGUAUCAUUUGAUUUACACAACAUGCCUACCACUUUGAAGAUGCAAAAUAUUUUUUUUUGUGAAACAAACAAGAAAUAAGAAAAGAAAAAAAAGAAAACUUGGGCGUGCAUAACUAUUGGCGAACACCAAAUGUGUUUGCUUAUUUUUUUCUUUAAGCAAUGGCUUUUUUCUGGCCACUCUUCCGUAAAGCCCAGCUCUGUGGAGUGUACGGCUUAAAGUGGUCCUAUGGACAUAUACUCCAAUCUCCGCUGUGGAGCUUUGCAGCUCCUUCAGGGUUAUCUUUGGUAUUUUUGUUGCCUCUUUGAUUAAUGCCCUCCUUGCCUGGUCCGUGAGUUUUGGUGGGCGGCCCUCUCUUGGCAGGUUUGUUGUGGUGCCAUAUUCUUUCAAUUUUUUAAUAAUGGAUUUAAAUGGUGCUCCAUGGGAUGUUCAAAGUUUCUGAUAUUUUUUGAUAACCCAACCUUGAUCUGUACAUCUCCACAACUUUGGCCCUGACCUGUUUGGAGAGCUCCUGGGUCUUCAUGGUGCCGCUUGCUUGGUGGUGCCCCUUCCUUAGUGGUGUUGCAGACUCUGGGGCCUUUCAGAACAGGUGUAUAUAUACUGAGAUCAUGUGACAGAUCAUGUGACACUUAGAUUGCACACAGGUGGACUUUAUUUAACUAAUUAUGUAACUUCUGAAGGUAAUUGGUUGCACCAGAUCUUAUUUAGGGGCUUCAUAGCAAAGGGGGUGAAUACAUAUGCACGCACCACUUUUCCGUUAUUUAUUUUGUAGAAUUUUUUUUAUUUCAUUUCACCAAUUUGGACUAUUUUGUGUAUGUCCACUACAUGAAAUCCAAAUAAAAAUCAAUUUAAAUUACAGGUUGUAAUGCAACAAAAUGGGAAAUAUGCCAAGGGGAUGAAUACUUUUGCAAGGCACUGUAGGUCUGGGAGCACCACUAAACCUUGAAAAGCAGCUGCUAUUGGAUAUGUUUGGGAUUGAAUAUAAAAAAUAAGAUUUCCAUUCUUCUCCAGGAAAGAUCACCCUACGGGACCUGAAGCGGUGUAAGUUGUCCCACCUCUUCUAUGACACUUUCUUCAACAUCGAGAAGUACCUGGACCACGAGCAGAAAUACCCCUUUUCUGUUAUAAGGGUAACUAUUGACUACGACAGGAUAUUAUUAUUACCCCUGUGACAGGAUAUGAUCUCAUAAGGACAAUUGGUAAUGGAGUUUUGUUGUGUCUUUGUAAGGAGGCCGAAACAGAGUGGCAGGAGAUCUCGGACUGGGAGAAAUAUGCAGCGGAGGAAUACGAUAUCCUGGUGGCCGAGGUGAUUGCUACCGAUCCGUACAAUGACGGGUAAGACUGACUACACUCAAACAUUACAAUCAUAACCAUUUGCCACACAGAAUCGCAGAAUCCUCUCAUUGAUUUAAUGACCAAUCUCUCAUCAGUUUCUGUAGAGGAGAAAGUCAAUAGUUGAAUUCACAGUUUGUUAGGGCACCAACUCUCAGUCUGUGCUGUCCUAAAGGAUCAAUUGUGCUUUGACCUAUUCUGCAUCAGGAAUGCAUUAAGCCAGAGGUAGUGAGCUGUCAUUUUCCAUAAGUAUCUUUGUUAUAAGUUCUUAGAGCGUCACUGUAAAUGUUAUGUAUGGCAAGUAUUGCGAUGUAAUGGCUUGACUUCAGGAGGACUGCCAUAACUGCUGUGGUUGUGUAGAACAGGGGUUCCCAAACCUUUUCACUCAGGCCCCCUUCCAGCAUUGGGGAAUAUCCUGUGCACCCCCUGUGCGCCCUAUGGGCACAAGUACUGUUUAUGACACAAACUGUUCACACCCCUUUUGUUGGUGGAGAGAACAUUUAGCAGGUUUAAAGCUUAUUUCCUGCAAUUAAACACAUUUUGUCAUAGGGUGCAGAGAAAAGUUUGCAGUUUUAAAGUUAAUUUUCUUGAUAUUCUGUAGAUUUUACCAUGUCUAAUCUGUAUUCAUGUGAUAUUUGAGUGACUCAAACAUUACUACAAAAUCUAUGGACUAAAAAACCUAACUAAAAAACAUUAGCUGACAUGGGCCAGUUGAUCUGGACAUUUCUGACAAGUUAUAAAUAGCUUUCUAAAGUCUGCAAUGACUGACCUGACAAGAGGGAUACUGAUGAUGCACUACCCAAUUUCGAAAUUUCACCCUGUUCAUUCUACUAUUACAACUUUAUAAACAGUAUUAAUAUAUAUAUAUAUAUUAUUUUUUUUUAUGGGCGGGGGGACUCCUCGCCCAACAGUUUUGGAACCACUGGUGUAGAAUGAUGAUAGGGGGCCAGUGUGAGGGACAAGGCUGUUGACAGGCUGUUGUGUGGCGGUUUUAGGGACACCACAGACUUCUAAAGACAAGCUGGGUAGGAUGAGGGAGAGGCUGCUUUGCCUGGCCAGGUAAGAGACCAGGGUGUCUGUCUGUCGAGCCUCAGGGUGUAUGUAGACUCUCUCUCUCAGUCCUCCUUCACUCUCUCCCUGCUUGCUUAGUUCCAAUUCCACCCCUAGCCUCUAGGAACUGAAAGGAUUGGAUAGGUAGUAGUGGGUACCUGUGUGUGUAUAUAUGGUAAUAACUCUAAUAAUAAUAAUAAUAAUAAUAUGACAUUUAGCAGACACUUUUAUCCAAAGCGACUUACAGUCAUGCAUGCAUACAUUUUUUGUUGAUGUGACCCCACCUGUUUAUCUCUUGAAUUUUGAUAGCUCCUUCACGGAAUUGAUCCCUGCAUAUCUACUGUACCACUUUUCCCUAUCCCCACUUUUCCCUGUCUGUGUCAUAGGGACUAUAUUCCAAUGCAAUGCUUUGAUUUCACUAUGUUGAAAGAACUACUAAAGUAUACAAAUGUUGAACCCACCACCCCUUUUCGCCCACCCUUGCUCUCACGCUCUCACUGUCUCUGUCUGUAUAGGUAUGACAGUGCUCUGAGUCCCAUAGAGCAGCACAUGUCCAGUGAAUUGGGUCUGAGGACAGAGAAGAGAUGUUUCUUUGAGAUCCCCAACCCUCACUGCAACCUGGACCUGGAUGAGUACGAAUAUGAGGACGACUUUGAAUGA
Molecule: messenger RNA, 12579 nt
Organism: Coregonus sp. 'balchen'
Lineage: Eukaryota; Metazoa; Chordata; Actinopteri; Salmoniformes; Salmonidae
Source: the annotation of a GenBank genome assembly